Molecule: messenger RNA, 4190 nt
Organism: Tauraco erythrolophus (red-crested turaco)
Lineage: Eukaryota; Metazoa; Chordata; Aves; Musophagiformes; Musophagidae
Source: RefSeq, a predicted model, not a curated record
AUGCGAAUUGUAAGGAGACUGAAACACCAGAGAAGCUCUAGGCCUUGCUGUGAGGCUUUCCUAGGAACAUGGGGACUGCUGGAUUUCCCACAAAGUGCUCAUAGGUUACUCAUGUACUCUUCAAAGAAAGAUGUACAGGGGGUGUUGAAUAAAUGUUUACAAUUUAAAAAAUAUUUAUGUUUUUUUAAAUUGCAGUUUAAAUUGAUUGUGGAAAAUCCAGAAAAACCUGUUGUGUCUGGACUUCAAGUUACAGCUAUUGUGGAAUAUUAUCCUGAGAGUGAAGAAAAUCUUAAAGACAGACUCCUUCUUUUAAUAGAAGAUGACAUAGUUGAUAUCCCCCUGCUUGGAUUAAUUCCGUGCUGUUACCUGGAAAUUGAGUCAGAGAUUAAUUUUGGUGAAGUGAUUGCAAACAGUAAAAUAAUUAGUAAAGAGAUUAGUAUUAUUAACCAUGGAUCGGCUUCAGGUACAUUUAAAAUAUCAUAUGAUGGGGUUGUCCUGCUUAACAUAGAACCUGCCAGUGGAGUUGUAGAGCCGAAAUCUAAAAAGACAGUUAAAGUGGAUAUCUGCACGGAUGUACCUAGAAUCAUCAGAGAAGUGAUAAAAGCAGAGCUGGAAGGUCGUGGUUGCACUGAAGUACAGAUCAAAGCUGUUGUGGUUGAACAAGUUCUUAAAGUUCUAGGAGUCUCUUCUGGAAAUGUAUUGGAAUGUAUUAACUUUGGACCAGUUUACUUUGGGUCUUCAAAGACUGAACAAAUACAUUUGUACAAUGAAAGUCCGGAGUACGUGGACUGGGUAGCAGUACUGGAAGACAAUGCUAUUGGAGGAGAGAUGGGGACAGAUCUUCAGAGGAGUGCAGAUGCUGUUUUACAAGACUUAAGUCUCAAAAACAGAACAAGAGAUGUAGAUGUUUCCACCUUGAUCUUGUGCAUUCCCAAUCAAGGAACCUUGCUGCCUUAUGAGAAAUCUUUGGUUACAUUGUGCUUUAGUCCAAAAAAAUUUAAAAGGGACGUCGGAGUGAAUGACUCAUCACUGAAACAAGAUUACGUCCUGUUUCUGAGAUUUGAAGCUGUUGGAAAUAAAGGUGGCGAUCUGCGGGCCUUCAGUGAUGGUGCCACAGCAAUCACAAUGAAUCAUCCUCAUCACAUGGCGUUAGCUUUGACUGGUUCUGGACUUCCUGUGAUGUUAACUUUUAAUCCAGGACCAGUUAUUAAGUUUAUGGACUGUUUCCAGGGUGAACAAACACAAGUUCUGUGCACACUGAAAAAUGAAUCUGAGUCCCUUCCAGUAACAUUCAGCUUCCGCAAGACUGCUCACUUUAAUAUUUCUCCUGAGAAAGGAAAAAUUAAAAAAAAAUCUGCAAAGGAUGUGGUAUUUUCAUUUUCUCCACAUCAAAUAGGAACAUUUAAAGUGAAGCAAGUUGUUGAUAUCAUUGGUACAGGACUAGAGGAAAAUAAUUUACAGGUUUUGAAGACAAAAUCCAUUCACCAAAUAUAUUUGAGCUUUGUUGGUGUGUGCAAAUCUAAACGAAAAAACAUUAUAUUCAAAAUUAAUCCUGGUAUAACACCAAUGAUUUCCAAUGCAACUGGACAGUUUGUAGCUGAUGGCACAGGACAGUGCACUGAUACAGCACCUGUGGCAAUACUUAAAUCAACAAAAACACAAAUUCAUACUCACUGGAUAAACAGGAAUUGCAAGGAUGAUGCACUUGUAGCUUUUCCUAAUGACCGUGCAGCCAGCAUUAGGCCUAGUGAAUGGAGCAAAAAGUACAGGACUAUUUUCACAAAGACAGAGAGAUACAAUUAUGUAGAUCCAGAGUAUUCUUACACUGACUGUGAACGACUGUCAAAAGAAGCACAUAAGGAAUACUACACAGACUUCAUUUCUAGUUUAAGACAGCGUCGUUUACAGAAAGAUGCCGCUAGGCAGUUUCAUAUUUAUAAUAAUUCUGUGAACAUCGGCCUAAAACCAGCUGAAGGGCUUAGGUCACCAGAGAUCUCAAUCACAGAUUUGCACAAGGAGAAGCUACGGUUCAAAACGCUUCCUUUAGAUGAGAAUUGCCUAUUAACUAGUCGAAAGUUGGCAGCAAUUGGUUCUAAAUCUUCAAUCAAAGAAAUUUGGAGCGGGCUUAGUGCCAUACCAUCUUCUACCCAAGAGAAGGAAGAUUGUAAUCUAGCUUUGACAUCCAAGCAGCUUCAUCAAAUACUCAUUGGUCCUUCUACUAUGGAUUUUGGUGAUGUUUGUGUGCGUUCUACAACAGCCAGAAAACUGCAUAUCAUCAAUAACUUGUUAGUUCAUAUAUGGAUACAAAUAGAGAUGGAAAUGGAUGAAUUACAGCAGUCGGGUCCAUUGUCUCAGGUGGUGCCUCCUCUUACAAAGACUCAUAUUCCAAUUGUAUUUGAGACAAACACUCUUGGAAUCUUUAAAAGAUCUUUCACUUACACAAUAAACAACCAACACCUUGGGCAUGUGCUCGUAGUUGCAAAAGCAGUGUCUGUUGAACUGGAGCUAUCUGCAAGGGAACUGAUUUUAUAUCCUAUUCCUGGCUAUCUAGCAAAGACAGAAUUUAGAACAACUGUCAGGGUAUACAAUCCCAGGAACCAUCCUGCUGGGUUUUCUUGGAAGCCUGUAAUUACAGAUAGAGGAACUGCAUUUUCUAUACACCCAGCCAAAGGCUGUGUGGAGGCCUAUAGGGAUCUGGAGUGUGAAGUUGUUUGGCAUCCAGGGUUCAACUCUCCAGAAGCAGGAGAAUUCAACUUGUGUGUGCGUAAAGGAAACACAAUUAAGUUGAAGUGUUUUGCCAAGUUUGCUUCUACUAAAGUUCAGUUUAUAGAACAAAGGAUAUCCUUCAGUCAUAGUCCGAUGGGCUUAUCUACUUGUAAGACAGCCAUUCUUCAAAACAUAGGAUACAAUCAUGCAUACUUCCAAGUUCUUGAUUCAAACCCACUGCCUGGAAUGAUAAUCACUCCUUCUGAAGGUGUUGUACCUGUGGGAGGCCAUGCUGAUCUCAAAAUCUGUUUCACUCCGAAUGCAAAAAUGAGUUUUGAUACAAGAGUGAAGGUAGCAGUGCGAAAUUCAGGAGUACUAGAGCUUCGGAUUAGAGGCUCUGUAGAGAUCCCUGAAAUAAACAUUGAUAUGGAACUAUUUGACUUUGGUGGUGUUUAUGCUGGUUCUACAAAAUCAAUUCCCUUUUUGCUGCAGAACAAAGGACAAGCGUGUACCAGAGUGGAGUUUGAUUUUUCUAAUUAUAAGCAUUUUAAAUUGAAUGCUGAUGACCACUCAGCUGUUGACUGCUGUUCUUCAAAGCCUUAUUUGUAUUCUGUUAACUUAGAGGGACAGUCGGCCUUGCGAUGCGUGUUGUCCUUCAUGCCGAAAGAGGUGGCAGCAUAUGACUUCCUGCUUCCAGUUACUACUCCUCGCGCUGACUUCCCACUGACAGCGCCGAGCCGGGAAUCUGCAAAGCACAUUGUGGCUCCUCAGCCACAGGCGGUGACGGUGGCUCUUCCAGUCCGUAGAGUUAAAGCAGUCGUACUUAACUCACCAUUGGAGUUCUCCUCAAGGGAACUUAAAUUUGCACAACAUUCAAGUGGCAUACAUUUCAAUAUUGCUGAUGAAAGUCUGAAUUGUCAGAAACUUGACCUGAAGAAUAUCUCAAGGCGGCAGUUGACAUGGAAAUUGAGUUGUGAUGAUGCAGGCAAAAAUAUAGACGAUGGUGUUUUUAAAUUUAGUCUGCAGACUGGAUUCCUUGAUCCAGGACAAAAAAUCAGUAUUGAUGUAUUCUUCUGCCCUUCUUGUCCUGGGACAUACGCAUCUGAAAUGUCAGUGUAUCUAGAUGAUAAUCCAUCACAUUACAAAAUAAAAUUGUCUGGCACUCUGAAGUCACCAAAGAUAACUUUCGAUCCCCCCUUUUUAAUGCUGAUGCCAGUUCCUCUGGAUGUGAAAACUGAAGCAGCCGUCAAUAUCAUUCCACAAUAUUAUUUAAGGCAAUCGCAAAUUCGAGUUGAACUUCCAGAGCUUAAACUUGAAGAUGGUGACAGGAUUUACCCUUUUUCUGUACAAUUCCCGGAAGGACAAGAUAUUAUUCUCUCAUCAGAUGGCACGAAUAAGAAACUAACUAGUCAUAUCAGCUUCAGAUCAUCUAGGCCUGUGUCAUUUUUAGGGAAUGUGUUCUUCAUUGACAAAGAAGACAACAG